Molecule: messenger RNA, 1294 nt
Organism: Acomys russatus (golden spiny mouse)
Lineage: Eukaryota; Metazoa; Chordata; Mammalia; Rodentia; Muridae
Gene: Ribc2
Product: RIB43A domain with coiled-coils 2
Exons: 7
Coding region: 141-1274 (377 amino acids)
Source: RefSeq, a predicted model, not a curated record
CCACAGCUCCUUCCUUAUAGAAGGGCGGCUGCGGGACGGACUUCUCUCUCAAAGUUUCCGGGGAGGGGGAGCUGUAGCUUGCUUAUUUCUGUGGCUAUUUCUUACCGUGUUUGUUCUGAAAGCUGCCGAAUCCCAGCGCCAUGGAGGUAGCAAUGCCUAAGGACCUGCAACAGGACGCCAACCUAGCCAAGAGGCAAUACAUGGAGCUGUGCAGGCAGGGACGGGUCUUCGAUGCCAGGAACAGGAUCAUUGGGGGAGACACACAUGCCUGGGAUGUCCAAGUUCAUGACCAGAAGAGAAGAAAAGCAACUGAAAGAGCUAGGCACGAAACCUUUGCUGCUGAAAUGAGGCACAAUGACAAAGUCUCCUGCAUACUACAUGACCGGGAACGAAGAGACAGGCAGCAACUCUGUAGAGCUAUCAAUGACUUCCAGCAGAGCUUUCAGAAGCCGGAAACUCGCCGUGAAUUUGAUCUGUCUGACCCCCUGGCCCUUAAGAAAGAUCUUCCAGCCCGGGUGUCAGACUGUGACAUGCGGAACACCAUGUCAGGGAUGCAGAAGUUCAUGGGAGAGGAUUUAAACUUCCACGAGAGGAAGAAAUUCCAAGAGGAACAGAACAGAGAGUGGUCUCUGCAGCAGCAAAGAGAAUGGGAGAGAGCCCGGGCACGGCACAAGCUUGCAGAAGACCUCCACACUCAGACAAGACUAAAGUUUGAUGAAACAGCCAGAGACUUGCAGAAGCUGGAAGGCUCCACCAGGAAGGAAUUCUGUGCAGCCAUAAAAGAGUUCAACAAGAAGCAGGCUAUGGAGUUGGCAGAAAGGAAGCGGCAAAUGAAGCAACAAGAGCAGGAAGACAAUAUGACUGAGAUCACCAACCUGCUGCAUGGAGACCUGCUCUCUGAGAACCCACAGCAGGCAGUCAGCUCCUUUGGGCCUCGCCGUGUGGUCCUUGACCGUUGGAAGGGCAUGAACCGGGAGCAGCUGGAAGAGAUCCGCUUCACACAGAAACAGCAAAUCCAGGAGAAGCUGAGACUUCAGGAGGAAGAGCGCCAGCGCAUCAUGGACUGGGACCGACGCAGGAUCCAGAAGGCUCGUACCAGCCUGCUGCAUGAGCGGCAGCAGCAGCGCCUACAGCGGGAACUGCGCAGGGCCCUGGACUGUAGCAACCUCAGGCUGGCCAGGGAGCAAUAUUUACAGAAAAAGCAAGUGGAUGCAGCCUUCUCAAGCCAACCCACAGAAGAUUAUUUCUUACAGUUUAAUACAAGAAGCCGUUAAUCGAAAGACUCUCCUUUUCU